Messenger RNA from Chroicocephalus ridibundus (black-headed gull), 782 nucleotides. It is a transcript of the gene PTRH2, whose product is annotated as peptidyl-tRNA hydrolase 2. Bases 137 to 655 code for a protein of 172 amino acids. Lineage: Eukaryota; Metazoa; Chordata; Aves; Charadriiformes; Laridae. Gene Ontology annotation, biological process: positive regulation of anoikis; negative regulation of anoikis. Gene Ontology annotation, molecular function: peptidyl-tRNA hydrolase activity. The transcript has 2 exons. The record is from RefSeq and is a predicted model, not a curated record. Gene Ontology annotation, cellular component: mitochondrion; cytosol.
CCUACCCCUCCCGUGGCCGGCGCUCGGCGCUCCCUCCCGCCCCGCGCUGACACGCGCCGGUGGCGUCACUUCCGGGCGACAGUGGGGCGGCGGCGGCGGCCUGGCGGCGAGCGGCGGCCAGUCUCCAAAAUCCACCAUGGAUUACCUCUCCAAACCUGGGUUGCUUAGUGUCAUUGCUGGAGUCGCCUGUGGAGUGUGCCUGGGAUGGGGCAUCCGUGGGAGAUUCCUGCGGCGGCCCAAAGCCGGAAUGUCUGCGCCCGCAAACGGCCUGGGGAGCGAAGCCAGCGUCAUGGGAGAGUCUGGGGAGUUCAAGAUGGUGCUGAUCGUCCGCAAUGAUCUGAAGAUGGGAAAGGGCAAAGUAGCAGCGCAGUGUUCCCAUGCUGCUGUUUCCGCCUACAAGCAAGUUCAGAGGAGAAAUCCCGAACUCCUGAAGCAGUGGGAGUACUGCGGACAACCUAAAGUCGUCCUCAAAGCUCCUGAUGAAGAGACUCUGAUCCAGCUCCUGGCUGAUGCUAAACACCUUGGACUGACUGUGAGCUUAAUACAAGACGCGGGUCGUACUCAGAUAGCUCCAGGCUCCCAGACGGUCCUUGGUAUUGGACCGGGACCAGCUGAUGUAGUAGAUAAAGUUUCUGGUCACCUAAAACUCUUCUAAACUGGGGACCAACGAAAUGUGAAUGCAUUGGUGUAUAGCAGUACUGAAGGGAUAAAAAUCCAAGUUUGGGGAUUUUUCUGUAUGCUAUAUCUCAGUAUAAAUAAAAUCACUGAGUUUUUUUAAGAGA